Messenger RNA from Necator americanus (New World hookworm), 645 nucleotides. RefSeq lists its product as uncharacterized. The transcript is spliced from 4 exons. Bases 1 to 645 code for a protein of 214 amino acids. NCBI's taxonomy places the organism in Eukaryota, Metazoa, Nematoda, Chromadorea, Rhabditida, Ancylostomatidae. The record is from RefSeq and is a predicted model, not a curated record.
AUGUGGUUAACAUGUUUUGCUAUUAUUAUUAUUAUUAUUAUUAUUAUUAUUAUUAUUAUCAUUAUAAUUAUUAUUAUAAUUAUUAUUAUUAUUAUUAUUAUUUAUUAUUAUUAUUAUUAUUAUUAUUAUUAUUAUUUAUUAUUAUUAUUAUUAUUAUUAUUAUUAUUAUUAUUAUUAUUAUUAUUAUUAUUAUUAUUAUUAUUAUUAUUAUUAUUAUUAUUAUUAUUAUUAUUGAGUGAAGGCGAGGAAUGCGACGAAGAGGACGUAGAGAGAGAGAACAUGGUGGACGUUGAUAGUAUGCGUCCAGGUUCUUGGGACUUCAUUAACAACAGCCUUGUGUUCGUGGAAGACGAGAACGUGGCGGACAUCAUCGACUACACCACCUCAUUUCCGCCUGCAAAAUCAAACCAAUCCAUAUUCGAUGUUUUUGGAGAAGAAAGUCGACUAAAACCAAUCGAUAUCAUCAUUCUUAUUCUUAUAGGAAUAGUUUUGAUGUUAAUUAAAAGAUUGAUUUGCCGGGGAGCGAUUCAGCGCUGCCGCUCAGCCUGUUCAACAAAUUCUGGUGAAGGGAACAACAAGAACAAAUCACGAAACCUUCUGGUAUUUUUCACCAAGGAGUCGAAGGAGCCACUUGUUUCGGUUUAA